AUGUUUCCUCGAGAUAUAGUCCCAGAAAGACCGGCGAAAAAACACCUUCUAGAAGAUGACCACACAUUUCUUCCACCAGCACUAAGCUCAUACAGUAUAGCGCUCCUCAACGAUCGCACUUCUCAGUCGAAGCCGCCUCCUCAAAACCCCCAUAUCACAGGUAUUUACGACUUGGAUUUUCCACAAAGUGGUAGGAACAAACUCAAAGAGAAGCUUUCCAUGCACUUUAGGGAGUCCGCCUACCAGAGCAGCACAUCAGAAAAUCCUUUCUUGCGCCUGUCAAAAAGCCUGAAUGAGUUUCAGCCGGAUCCGACUAAUGAUGUAGUGAAUCCAAAUGCCAACACGAGCAUCACUUCUUCCUACAACCAACACUCCAAUCAUAGCAUGAGCCAUCCUGGCUCCGACAGAAAUCUCUCGCACAACAGUGUGACGAAAUUGUCCAAUUACAAUGCCAAUUUAUCAAAUCACCACAUGAGCUUAUCCAACCACAACACAAACAACUUAUCUGAACAAGCCUCCGACCCAUUACCCACAACCAAUCCAUCCACAUACAGAACAGCUUCUCCGCAAGUGAGGUAUAGACCUUCAAGCGAGAACUCGUUGUCGGAUCGUUUUACUGAUAGAAUUAUGCCUCCAGUCAAGCGUUUGAGGGGCCCCAAAAGAUUUGGAAAAUUAAUAGGGCCUCCUCAACGAGUGGUAAGAACAUCUGUAGAUACCCCUUCUCCAGUCCAGGAGCAGUCUAAACGACCUUCCCCAUCUUCGAACGAAUUUGAUCUCAGUUUCCUUGACAAAGAUAAAGAGUUGGAGCUCAGGAAGCGAAUUGAGGAACAAAAGAAGCUUAAUGAACUUGAAAGCAGAAGAGCAAGAGCAGAUGCCAAAGCGAAAGCCAUAAAAGCGUUAUCAACACACGAAGAGCCAGUUUCUAUGGAACGGAUACGGAAUCCGUUGGUAGAACUUCCACCUUCCCAGAACAAUAUUGCUCGUCUGGACGAUAACGGGUUCAGAAAACCCAAAUUACCAAGACCUUCGCCGGUCAAGGAGAAAGGAGCUCACGACGAAGAGAAAGAGAAUAUGACACCUGUUGAGCAUAAACCUCAUCCGCCCAGAAAGAAAGCCAUAACCAUUAAUAAUGUACAAUACGAAAAGCUAGAGCUUCUUGGAAGAGGAGGAACAUCCAAAGUCUACAAAGUCAAGUCUCUUGUUGAUAAUCGGCUUUAUGCCAUUAAGAAAGUCACUUUUGACCAAUUUGAUGACGCAUGCAUCAAAUGCUUCAAAGGUGAAAUCGACUUAUUGUUGAAGUUGCGAAACAACGCCAGGGUUGUGCAACUUGUGGACUACGCCAUUGGAGAAGGGCAAAUAUACCUUGUGAUGGAGUGUGGGGAGAUCGAUCUCUCACAUGUUUUGCAUAACCGAUUAAAAGGGGACAGCAAGUUGGACUUGAAUUUUGUCAAGUUCUACGCCACCGAGUUGUUAACUUGUGUCCAAACUGUCCAUCAAGCGGAAAUCGUCCACAGUGACUUAAAGCCUGCGAACUUCCUCUUUGUCAGAGGGGUGCUCAAGAUUAUUGACUUUGGUAUCGCCGACUCUGUUCCUGAUCACACUGCAAAUGUUUACAGAGAUGCCCAAAUCGGAACCCCAAACUACAUGGCUCCAGAAGCAUGGGUCAAUCUGUCAACAGAACACAAAAACACCUGGAAAGUCAGCAAACCGUCUGAUAUUUGGUCAUGUGGGUGUAUUAUUUACCAAAUGAUUUACGGUAAGCCUCCAUACGGCAAGUACAGUGGGAACCAGAGAAUCAUGGCCGUGUUGAAUCCUCAAGUCAAGAUCCAGUAUCCGUCUAAAGGUAUUGGUGGAGUUCCAGUUCCUACCAGCGCUAUAGAAUUAAUGGAGAAUUGCUUGGCCCGUAUUCCAAACGAUAGGUGGACAGUUGAUAGGUGUUUAACCAGUGAUUUCUUAAAACCUAAAGUGGUAAGUGAGAACUUUAUCCGUGACUUGGUGCACCUGGCCGUAAACUUUGGUUAUAAUAACCGCGCUAAUGGGACGGGAAUCAUAAGCACCGAUGUUUACGACAAGUUGGUUGAGACAGUGAUGAGACAAAUUGAAGAGUUGAAUUUUAGUUAGCAUAGUGUAGCAUAGACAAUAGCAUGAAAUAUUAGAUCUAUUGGAGAGUAAGAGAGAGCUUCCAUACUUUUGAUUUUAUUCAAACUUACAAUUCUAUUGUACUAUCUUGGACCUAAUUUGGUCAAGAUACUUGGACCCUGUUCCUCCCACUCGUGCUUAUUCACCCACAUGUGAUCUCUAUCAGCCAUAAUGUUGGCCAACACGGCUCCUCCGAUAAACACCAUAUGUCUUCUUCUAGGAGGAUCUUCAAUCUUCACCUUGAACUUAUCCAAUCUUGAAGCAUCACCGUUCAAUACCUUUGUCAACCACAACUGCUUCAAUUCUUUUUCCAAACGAGAUGGUAGUCCGGGAUACAUCGAUGAACCACCCGACAACACAAUGGCUUUGAACAAGGUGGAUCUGACAUCCACAUCAGCAGAUUGGAUAGCAUUGAACAAGGUUUCACCAACACCAGGCAGUUCUACAUCUACCAAAUGAGGUUGAAACAAGCACUCCGGAGCUUCGAAUCUUUCGGAACCGACUUUAAUGACUCUUCCAUCAGGUAAUUCGUAUGAUUCCACUAAAGUUGUGGUUUCUUGAGCCAACUUAGUAUCUAAUUGCAAGUCGUAUGACACAUAGCACAACUUCUCUUUAAUUUGACGAACGGUUUCAAAGUCAGCCGUCCUGUUGAAAGCAUAGCCACGGCGUAAUAACAAGUUGAUCAAGUUCCUGGUUACGUCUCUACCAGCCACGUCCAAUCUCUUGGUCAAGUGGUUCAACACCACCGAUUCAUAAACAGGCACAAUGUGUGUAACACCAUCCCCAGAAUCGACCACAACACCGGACGAUAAUCCUUGAGCGUACAAGGCCAACACCGCUUGAAUUGCCACAUAAACACCGCUGAAGUUGUACUUUUCGAACAUCACUUCACACAUGGUUUCUCUAUUUUUCAACGGAUUCAUUGGAGGUUCGGUUAACAAUACCUUCUUGCCGGUGGUAUCGAUCUUCAUUCUUUCGUAGAAGGCAUAGUCCCAUAAAUGCUCCAUAUCUUCCCAGUUUUUGAUGAUUCCAUUUUCCAUGGGAUAACUGAUUUCAAGAAGGUUUCUGACUUCACUGGCUUCAGACCCACACAUGAUGUCCUUGAUCUCGAUGUCAGAUGGUACCAAGGUACUACGUUCUUCUGCCCGCAAGAUUGGUCUUCCAACGAUGGAGGGAAAUGUGUGGUCU
Molecule: messenger RNA, 3327 nt
Organism: Yamadazyma tenuis ATCC 10573
Lineage: Eukaryota; Fungi; Ascomycota; Pichiomycetes; Serinales; Debaryomycetaceae
Source: RefSeq, a predicted model, not a curated record